This is a messenger RNA of Rhizophagus irregularis DAOM 181602=DAOM 197198, 1341 nucleotides long. RefSeq lists its product as uncharacterized. Lineage: Eukaryota; Fungi; Glomeromycota; Glomeromycetes; Glomerales; Glomeraceae. The record is from RefSeq and is a predicted model, not a curated record.
AUGGAAGAAGCUAUUGUAUAUGUAAUUGAAAAGGCGUUAUGUGAAGAAAUAAGAAGUUCAAAUCAUUGGAGUAUUAUGAUAGACGAAACAAACUCUAUUACAGAUGAAAAACAUUUGGCUGUUGUGUCCCGGCAUAUUUCACAUAAUGUACCCGUUACACGAUAUUUGGGAAUGAUUAAUUUAGAUGAACUUACUGCUGAGGCAAUUGCGUUUGAUUUAAAGAGUUUUAUUAUCGCUAAAGGAUUAAAAGUGGAAAAUUUAUUACAUUUUGGCAGUGAUGGGGCUGCCACUUUAAUUGGCACGAAAACAGGUUCUUAUCGACGUAUGCAAAAUUUAAAGAUGAUACAAGAAACACUAGAAGAUCCACAAUUAGCUAUUCUUAAUAUAGUUAAUACGAGAUGGCUAUCAAUGUCGAACAGCGUAAAAAAUUUACACCAAAUAUUAGAUUCAGUGAUCGAUGCAUUACGUUAUGAUGCUGAAUUUGACAAAAAAAAUCAUCUGGCAAGCAAUUUACUUGAUGAACUGAACUGUGAUUUUAUCAUUUCUACUAAAUAUCUUGCAGAUUUAAUGUUUAUAUUGACGAAAUUAAUUAAUGUGUUUCAAAGAGAAUAUGUUAGCUUUGCUGACAUAAAAAUUCAUCUGGAUAUGGUGUAUGAUGCGAUAACGGCUCAGUUUAUCGGAUUUGAUGGAUCUACUCCUUCAUAUGGCACCCAUUUACGAAAAUAUAUGCAAGACUUUAAUAUUUCGCCAGAAAAAUUGCCUCCAUUUAUAAAGAGUUUUUCCGAAGCAAUUGUUGAUAGCAUAAAAUCAAGAUUCCCCCAAUCUAAUUUGUAUUAUUCUUUUCGUAUAUUUGAUCCCAAAUUAUUACCUAUAAAAGAAAGUGAAUUAGGUAAUUAUGGUGAUGAAGAUAUCAAAAAACUUUCUGAUUAUUAUGGAAUAGAUAAAGUGGACGAAGAAGGAAAUGUAAUGGAAAAAAUAGUUGAUAGUGAUGAUGUAAAACAGGAAUGGGAGGUAGCAAAAUAUUACAUUAAACAAAUUAGAAGUCAAAAUGCAGCAGGAGGAUGGGAAUAUAUUUUUAAUACGUAUCCAGAUUUUGUGAACGAGUUCCCAAAUAUUGCCAAACUAGUUAAAAUUUCGUUAAUUAUUCCCUUGUCAGAUGCACAAGUUGAAAGAAUAUUCUCUCAACACAAACUUACUAAAACCCGAUUAAGAAAUAGAAUGAAUAUUGAAACAUUAAACAAACAUUUAAUGAUAUUACUUAAUGGACCUGACGAUUUUCGUAGGUUUGAUUGGAACAAAGCCUACGAUUAUUGGGCAAUGAAAACACGUCGCUCAAAUUAA